AUGCGAGAGGGGGAACCUUUGAAGACCUACUCAGAUAGAUACUGGGAGAUGUUUAAUGAAAUAAACGGAGACUAUGACGAUGUGGCCAUUAGUACUUUUAAGGUUGGCCUCUCAGCCGAGCAUGAUUUGAGGAAAUCUUUGAUUGGUAAGCUUGUUACUAGUGUGCGUCAACUUAUGGAUCAGAUUGACAAGUACAGAAAGGUAGAAGAAGACCAACUGCAAGGGAAAGGAAAAGUUAAGCCAAGAUCUGCCAACACCCAGGUGGUUAAUGCUGUAUUCCGAAAACCAGUACAACAGGACUAUGGACACACUACAAAGGAUUGUAGAAACUUAUGGGACCAUUUAGACCAACUAGUCCGGGAAGGGAAAUUAAGGCAACUCUUGCAUCAUUCUAGUGGCCAGGGAAGCCAAACGGGUUCGAAGUUUCGGGGAGAUGCUUCUUCGAGACUCCCUCUAGGAACGAUAAAUGUCAUAUUCGUUGCCCCAGGGAGGACCAGAUCUUGCCCUUCUAGAGUAAUGUCAGUAUCUCUUUACCCAGCUGAGGAAUCUAGUUUAAUGCCAAAAAGAGUCAAGAUGGGCAUCCCACUGGUGUUAGGUUUUUCAAAUGAGGACAAAUUUGGAACUAUACAGCCUCACGAUUAUGCUUUGGUGGUUACACUUAGAGUUGGUGGGUAUGAUAUGAAAAUGGUGAUGAUCGACUAG
Quercus lobata is the source of this 702-nucleotide messenger RNA. RefSeq lists its product as uncharacterized. The coding region runs from base 1 to 702 and encodes 233 amino acids. Lineage: Eukaryota; Viridiplantae; Streptophyta; Magnoliopsida; Fagales; Fagaceae. The transcript has 3 exons. The record is from RefSeq and is a predicted model, not a curated record.